AUGUCAUCGGCGCCCGUGCUCUUGGACGCCGUCUCUCCCCGCACGCGUCCUGCGGCUGACAGCUCGCUGCCGCCGCCCCGUAAGGCACCAGUCACGAGAACCGGCGUCCCGGAUGGCGGCCUUCGCGCCUGGCUGGUAGUCUUGGGCAGCUUCAUGGCGCUCUUGACCUCUCUCGGUCUCCUGAACUCGCUCGACGUCUUUCAAGACUACUACAGAAACAAAUGGCUAGAUGAUUCCAAUUUCGAGUGGAUCUAG
Messenger RNA from Purpureocillium takamizusanense, 255 nucleotides. RefSeq lists its product as uncharacterized. The record is from RefSeq and is a predicted model, not a curated record. The transcript has 2 exons. Bases 1 to 255 code for a protein of 84 amino acids. Lineage: Eukaryota; Fungi; Ascomycota; Sordariomycetes; Hypocreales; Ophiocordycipitaceae.